Messenger RNA from Dipodomys spectabilis (banner-tailed kangaroo rat), 2515 nucleotides. It is a transcript of the gene Slc15a4, whose product is annotated as solute carrier family 15 member 4. The record is from RefSeq and is a predicted model, not a curated record. The transcript has 8 exons. Gene Ontology annotation, biological process: histidine transport; transmembrane transport; oligopeptide transport. Bases 1 to 1722 code for a protein of 573 amino acids. Gene Ontology annotation, molecular function: L-histidine transmembrane transporter activity. Gene Ontology annotation, cellular component: membrane. Lineage: Eukaryota; Metazoa; Chordata; Mammalia; Rodentia; Heteromyidae.
AUGGAGGGCGCGGCGGGCGAGCGGGCGCCGCUGCUGGGCGCGCGGCGCGCGGCGGGCGCGUUCGCGGGCCGGCGCCUGGCCUGCGGCGCCGUGCUGCUGGCCGAGCUGCUGGAGCGCGCCGCCUUCUACGGCGUCACGUCCAACCUGGUGCUGUUCCUGAACGGCGCGCCGUUCGGCUGGGAGGGCGCGCAGGCCAGCCAGGCGCUGCUGCUCUUCAUGGGCCUCACCUACCUGGGCUCGCCCUUCGGCGGCUGGCUGGCCGACGCGCGGCUCGGCCGGGCCCGCGCCAUCCUGCUCAGCCUGGCGCUCUACCUGCUGGGCAUGCUGGCCUUCCCGCUGCUGGCCGCGCCCGCCGCGCGCGCCGCGCUCUGCGGGGCCCCGCGCCCCGAGCGCCCGCGCAACGGCUCCGCGCCCGGCGCCGCCCGCCGCUGCGCGCCCGCCACCUUCGCGGGGCUGGCGCUCGUGGGGCUCGGCGUGGCCACCGUCAAGGCCAACAUCACGCCCUUCGGCGCCGACCAGGUCAAAGAUCGAGGUCCAGAAGCCACCAGGAGAUUUUUUAAUUGGUUUUAUUGGAGCAUUAACUUGGGAGCGAUCCUUUCAUUAGGAGGCAUUGCCUAUGUCCAGCAGAACGUGAGCUUUUUCUCUGGCUAUCUGAUCCCUACGGUCUGCGUGGCUGUGGCGUUCGUGGUCUUCCUCUGUGGCCAGAGCGUCUUCAUCACCAAGCCCCCAGACGGCAGUGCCUUCACGGAUAUGUUCAAAAUCCUCACCUACUCCUGCUGCUCCCAGCGGCGGCGUGGGGGGCGCUCAGGCAGUGGUGAAGGCAGUGGAGUCUUUCAGCAAUCUUCUAAACAAAGUCUGUUUGAUUCAUGUAAGAUGUCGCGCGGAGGGCCGUUCACGGAGGACAAAGUGGAAGACGUGAAAGCCCUGGUCAAGAUCGUGCCUGUGUUCUUGGCUUUGAUUCCAUACUGGACGGUGUACUUCCAAAUGCAGACCACGUAUGUCUUGCAGAGUCUUCAUCUGAGGAUUCCAGAAAUCUCAAGCAUCACCACCACCCCUCACACGUUCCCAGCAGCCUGGCUCACCAUGUUCGAUGCUCUGCUAAUCCUGCUGCUCAUCCCGCUCAAAGACAAGCUGGUGGAUCCUGUGCUGCGAAGACACGGCCUGCUGCCGUCCUCCCUCAAGAGGAUUGCGGUGGGCAUGUUCUUCGUGAUGUCCUCCGCCUUUGCUGCAGGAAUCUUGGAGAGCAAAAGGCUGGACCUUGUUAAAGAGAAAACCAUCAAUCAAACGAUCGGCAACGUGGUCUACCACGCGGCAGACCUGCCCAUCUGGUGGCAGCUUCCGCAGUACGUGCUGAUCGGCAUCAGCGAGAUCUUUGCAAGUAUCGCAGGGCUGGAGUUCGCCUACUCGGCUGCCCCCAAGUCCAUGCAGAGCGCCAUCAUGGGCCUCUUCUUCUUCUUCUCUGGGGUCGGCUCCUUCGUGGGCUCGGGGCUGUUGGCUCUGGUGUCUGUCAAAGCCAUCGGCUGGAUGAGCAGCCACACAGACUUUGGUAACAUCAACGGCUGCCACCUGAACUACUACUUCUUCCUUCUGGCCGCCAUUCAAGGAGUCACGCUCCUGCUUUUCCUCAUUGUUUCUGUGAAGUAUGACCUCCAGCGAUCAAGAGUGGAUGGAGGGCCAGCCAGCAGAAGAGUGGACGCCAGCCCUGCCAGUGGACGAGCCUGACCGCGGCCCUUGUGUGUGCCACACUGAGGAGCCCGGGCCCUCCUGGGCACCACACAGGAGUCCCAGGGCUCUCACGUGCUAGUGCACGAGACAGGUGUCUGGGCCGCUGCCAGGGCACCGGGGAGGGCUGCCAUCACCCGGCCUCCCAGCCCUGUGUGGCACAUGAACAGUUCUCUCUUUCCUCGCCCAGACCUAGUGCCUUACUGUGGUCUCCUGGCAGCCCGGCCCUCCUGGAGGAGAAGUGCAGGUCUCCAGGGCUUGAAGUCUUGGGGGGGAAGUAUAGGUGUGUAGGUUGACACACAUACUGUCACUUGCCACAAACCAUGUGGUCUCCUUUUAUAAAUCAGCCAACUUGGAGUAUCCUGAGGCAGGUGGGGUCCUCGGAGAAGAAGGUGUGUCUGGUGCCGGUGGGUUUAUCUCUGUGAUCGCCAUGUUCAUGGCUGCAGGUCUUGCCCCUUGCCAGGUGUUUUGGGAGUGGGUUGGAAGUGUGAAUGUCUCCUGUCUCAGGAGGCUUCUUCCUUAAACUACAGACGUGAUUGGAAGAGGCAUGCGGCAGAAUUAAAUCUGUGUCCUUUUUAGCUACGGAGCCCUCCAGUGUGUCAUGAGCCUUGCCCGUGUCCAUACUUUAUUAGCGUACUGAUGAAACCGGAGCCCGAUGGUGGUGAGGAAGCCCUUGCUAACGGAACUCACUCUGGACAGGAGGACUGAGCUGUGCGUGUGCUUAGGCCUCUGAGCUCUUCUGUCUGUGGCUGUGCUUUGGUGUAACUUUGUUAUUAAAGCUUCCCAGACGUGA